Molecule: messenger RNA, 673 nt
Organism: Triplophysa rosa
Lineage: Eukaryota; Metazoa; Chordata; Actinopteri; Cypriniformes; Nemacheilidae
Product: mannose-binding protein-like
Exons: 4
Coding region: 19-624 (201 amino acids)
Source: RefSeq, a predicted model, not a curated record
CAGGGUCCUCCAGGGAAAAUGGGACCAACAGGUCCAACGGGCCCUAAAGGAGACAAAGGAGGUCUACCAGGUUUUGCGGCUGACAACAGUUUAAUCACAAAUCUUCAAUCAGACAUUAUAAAACUGAUCGACAGAAUCACAGUCACAGAACAAGCGAUGGAUGCUAGCGACAAAAUCAUCAAAAAUCUUCAAUCAGAGGUCAAACAUCUGACAGACACACUCAACGGAAUAGAAAAAGCUUCAAGAUUUCGCACGUUCAAGAAUGUUGGAGGGAAAUACUAUGUGUCUAACGGGCUGGAAGCAAACUUCGGUGACGGAGUGAAGUUCUGCACAGAUGUUGGGGGUAAAAUGGUCCUGCCAACUAAUGAAGAUGAGAACACAUUGUUAUCUUCAAUGCAUGCUGUCCUUGGCUCUACUUAUAUUUUGAUUGGAAUAACAGACGAGGAGAGUGAGGGGACAUUUGUGGAUCUGGACAACAGACCUUUAUCUUUCACCAAAUGGAAGAAAAACGAACCUAACAAUUAUAGAGGGGCCGAGAACUGUGCCGUCGUGUACUCUGAUGGUGAAUGGUAUGAUGUUACAUGUGAUUCAAAGUGGCAUGUGGUGUGCGAACUACACAACUGAUAGUGUAAAACACUUUAAAAGUGAUCUGUGAGUAUAUGCUCUGUAGUCU